Molecule: messenger RNA, 2690 nt
Organism: Caenorhabditis sp. 36 PRJEB53466
Lineage: Eukaryota; Metazoa; Nematoda; Chromadorea; Rhabditida; Rhabditidae
Source: the annotation of a GenBank genome assembly
AUGGUCUUUCUCGUGAUUCGACUAGUUGGAGAAAAAGAAGAUCGACUCUUCAAAAAUAUUAUUGUGGAUACACAAGUUUGUGAACUUUGAUCAUUGGCUUUAUCUAAAAUUUAAUUUAUUUACAGAUUUCUCAUUUGGAAUUAUUGAAGCGGAUUGAGGGAGUGACAAAGAUUCCAAUCUACUAUCAACAAAUUCGAUUGAAUGGAGAAGAGCUUCCUGAUUGCGUUCAACCUCUUUUAUCAGCCAAGGAUUUCGAUGAAAUUUUAGUGGUAAGUUCAAUUUUUAUCUUCAGAAUUUACUGUUUAUUGUUUAUACAGCUGGAGAAUUAACUUUCUGGCUCAUUGUGAUAUUGUUAACAAUUCAAAGGCAGACAGAUAAUUAGACAAUUGUAAUACAGCUAGUGAAUUUUAUAACAGUUUUUUUUAAAAUUGUUAUUGCACAUAAUUAAAUAAGCCCAUGACUAAUAGUGCAUUUUAGAAACACAGGAGAUUCUAGUUAUGCUAUUUUGGUAUUAUUUGUUGAGGAGUAAUUUGCAUGCCAAAUUAACAUAUUAUUAUUACUCCCAAAAUACCUAGACUUCAAUCAUUCCUGUUGCCCCACUUAUCUUAAUAAAACUUUGUAUUUCUACCUCGAGAUGCAUUCAAUAUUUAUAUAUAACGCAUUAUCUGUAAGACAGGAGCAUGGUCAUAGUGAGUGUGGACAUAGGGCCCGUAGAGAAGGUAGAGCUUAGAAAUUUUAUGGGCAUGUAUAUGGGGACACGUGUGACCAUUGUGCACAAUAUUGGGUCCCAGCUCCGGUUGACUCUCAGAAAUGCCAAUGAACGAAACGGCGUGCAGUUGAAGUUGUGGCCGUGGCCUAGGAAACUCCGGUGUGGAAGAAACUCCAAUGCUCUUACGAAUGAAAAGGGAGAAGUCGGUCACAAACAAUUCAACUUUUCGGCAUCUGCUGCAAGUCGAAAUGACUCGAAUUUUUUUUUGUCGAAAGCUAAGAUGAAAAUACACCUUUGUGUAGUAGAUCGUUAUCUCCGGAGCCUCUUACUAAGGCCCUUAAUUUUUAGUUUUCUCCAAAAAUCAUGCAAAAUUUAACGUUUUUCUGUUACAACUCCGCCAAAAAUUUUUUUUAACAGCUGAAAAUUAAGGAAAACAUAUCACUAAACAUAUACAAACUGUAAAAAAAAUUUCAGCCUCCUACGAUUUUUUUGAAAAAAUUCGAGUUGUGCACCUUUAAGCACCUACCGUACUACCGUAACCCGGAGCUGGGACCCAAUAUUGUGCAUAUGGGGCAAACUAGUCCCUAUAUACAUGCCUAUAAAAUUUCUAAGCAAUACCUGCUCUACAGGCUCUAUGUCCACACCCACUAUGACCAUGCUCCAGUCUUACGGAGAAUGCGUUAUAUAGACUGCUUUAUAAUUGUUAUUGUUUCAGAAACAUCGAUUUAUGCUUAAAUGGCACAACUACCUGAUACGAGUAAACGAGUUUCGUGAACACAAGGACUACCGGUCGAAAAAAGAGAUAGCGCUGGAAGCUCAUAACAAUGCUAAAGAACUAUAUGACGCUCGAUUCUUCUCCGCCUUCGAAAAGUUUGACCUGGAGUGGCUGAAGCAUCGAACGGAAUAUGAGGUUUAUCUCGCCAACACCCCGGACUUCAUCAGACAAGCUGCCAAAUCGUUCUUUGAACGCAAAUUUUCCGAUAUGGUCGAUAUCAACUUCAACAAAAAAGUCGCUGGUAUGCUGAGUUUAUUUAUCAUUGAUUUUGAUUUUAGAAAUGUUUAGGAAGUCGGUCUGGUUGCAUUUGUACUGUAACAUUCCAUGGCUAUCGUCGUGUUUUCUUUUUGAAGACCAACCACAACUCGUCGAGUAUUUUAUGUAAGCUCAUUGUAGCGAAUCACUUUAAUCAUCAUGAUUUAAAAUUUAGCUACUCACCGAGGACCAUUGAACUUAAUAGAAUUGUAUGUAUACGUAUUGUUGGACGUCUUGGACCUUGGAGCUGCAAUUCAGUUUAUCCCCAAUGCGGUUGCGUCAAGCAAAGUUGUAUAUCUUUGCUCAGAAGAGAUCGCUGGCUUUACAACGAUGGCAGAGCUAGAGAAAGAAUGGUAAGUGCUUUUAGAAUAUUAUGAUUCAUUUGACUUUCAAUUUCAUCUACUGGUGUGUGUUUAGGGAGUCGUUUGAACGUAAAAUCGUGAAGAAGAGAGAUCAAUUUGCGGAAUCUAUUAUCCAGACAUCUUUGCUCGUGCAAAUUUUGGGCAUAGGAGAUUUUAACUUAGAAAAUAUCGGAUUCGUCGACAAUUCCACUACCUUAUUUGUUGUCGAUUUCCAGAUUGCAUUCAUCGAUUCCUCUUGUGGAUUUGAAGGGAUAGAGCGUCCAAAAAAUUUAUUGAGUCUGGUGGCCGAAUUGCGCACAAAUUUAGGAAGAUUUGUGGAGUUGGUUAAGGUUUGUAUUUUUGCAUUGCAUUGAUGAAAACCAUAAAUCUUUGCCUUCAGGGAAUGUCGUACGACAAGCAGCUCGAUAUUGCAAAGAAGUUCAUUCUCGAAAGCAGAAUAACUUCAAAAUUAGACAUAGCCAUGGCAAAACUGGACGAAUCUAAGGAAACAUUCUGCCGAUCAGAUUUGGCAUUUGCCAAUGGGGCAGAAGUCUUGAAAGACUAUAUUACCCUCGUUCGCGAGAAGAUUGUUCAAGUACAAAACUCAUGA